Lolium rigidum is the source of this 2046-nucleotide messenger RNA. Its product is annotated as probable metal-nicotianamine transporter YSL10. The record is from RefSeq and is a predicted model, not a curated record. NCBI's taxonomy places the organism in Eukaryota, Viridiplantae, Streptophyta, Magnoliopsida, Poales, Poaceae. Bases 1 to 2046 code for a protein of 681 amino acids. Gene Ontology annotation, molecular function: oligopeptide transmembrane transporter activity. The transcript is spliced from 6 exons. Gene Ontology annotation, cellular component: membrane.
AUGGCGCGGAAGUUCGACGACCGGGAGGAGGACGAGGACGCGGCGGAGUCGGUGGAGCGGGUGUUCGAGGGGCGGGAGGUGCCCGGGUGGCGGGAGCAGGUGACGGCGCGGGCGCUGGUGGUGAGCGCGCUGCUGGGCUUCAUGUUCAGCGUCAUCGUCAUGAAGCUCAACCUCACCACGGGGAUCAUCCCCUCCCUCAACGUCUCCGCGGGGCUCCUCGGCUUCUUCCUCCUCACCUCAUGGACCACGCUGCUAGACAAGGCCGGCGUCCCCGGCGUCAGGCCAUUCACCCGCCAGGAGAACACCGUCGUCCAGACAUGCGUCGUCGCAUGCUCCGGCAUCGCGUUCAGCGGUGGAUUUGGGAGCUACAUAUUAGCGAUGAGCGAGAAGAUAAGCGAGCAAUCUGGUGAGGUGAGGGACGAGGACAGCAUCAAGAACCCCAGCUUGGGAUGGAUGAUUGGUUUCCUCUUCAUUAUCAGCUUCCUCGGUCUCUUCUCUGUUGUGCCACUCAGAAAGAUAAUGAUUGUCGAUUACAAGCUUAGCUACCCUAGCGGCACAGCGACAGCACACCUCAUCAACAGCUUCCACACUCCUCAGGGUGCGAAGCUCGCCAAGAGGCAGGUAAAGACGCUAGGGAAGUUCUUUGCAGGGAGCUUCAGUUGGGGCUUCUUCCAGUGGUUCUAUUCCGCCGGCGAGGGCUGCGGGUUCAAGGCGUUCCCCACCUUGGGCCUCGAGGCCUACAAGCAAAAGUUCUUCUUCGACUUCUCGGCGACGUACGUUGGCGUCGGGAUGAUCUGUCCUUACCUCGUCAACAUCUCUGUGCUCGUGGGAGGCGUCAUCUCGUGGGGGAUCAUGUGGCCGUAUAUCGAGCACAAGAAGGGCGACUGGUACCCUGCCACCCUCAAACCCAGCAGCCUCCGCGGCAUGGUCGGCUACCGGGUGUUCAUCUCCAUCGCACUCAUCCUCGGCGACGGCCUGUACAACUUCCUGAAGGUGAUGACGCGCACCAUGACCGCGCUGGUGGCGCAGUUGCGGGGCCCGACGCUGCCGAUCAGCGGCGGCGCCGACGACGACCUUACGCCGGUGGAGACGUUCGACGACCGGCGGCGCACGGAGGUGUUCCUGAAAGACCAGAUCCCCAACACGCUGGCGUUCGGCGCGUACGCGACGAUCGCGCUGAUCUCCAUCAUCACGGCGCCGCGCAUCUUCCACCAGCUGCGGUGGUACCACGUGGCGUGCUCCUACGUGAUCGCGCCGGUGCUGGCCUUCUGCAACGCGUACGGCUGCGGCCUGACGGACUGGUCGCUGGCCACCACGUACGGGAAGCUGGCCAUCUUCAUGAUCGGUGCGUGGGCCGGCUCGUCCAACGGCGGCAUCAUCGCCGGGCUGGCCGCGUGCGGGGUGAUGAUCGGCAUCGUGUCCACGGCGUCGGACCUGACGCAGGACUUCAAGACGGGGUACAUGACGCUGGCGUCGCCGCGGUCCAUGUUCGUGAGCCAGGUGAUCGGCACGGCCAUGGGGUGCGUGAUCGCGCCGUCCGUGUUCUGGCUCUUCUACAAGGCGUUCGGCGACAUCGGCACGCCGGGGUCCGACUACCCGUCGCCCAACGCGCUGGUGUACCGCAACAUGGCCAUCCUCGGCGUGCAGGGCAUCGGCUCCCUGCCCAAGCACUGCCUCGAGCUCUGCAUCGGCUUCUUCGUGUCCUCCAUCGUCCUCAACCUCGCCAGGGACAUCUCGCCGCCCAGCGUGGCGCAGUUCAUCCCGCUGCCGAUGGCCAUGGCCAUCCCGUUCUACCUCGGCCCUUACUUCGGCAUCGACAUGUGCAUCGGGAGCCUGGUGCGCUUCGUGUGGGACCGCGUCGACGGCCCCAGGGCCAAGGCGUUCGCGCCGCCCGUCGCCUCCGGGCUCAUCUGCGGCGACGGCAUCUGGACGCUGCCGCAGUCGGUCCUCGCCCUCGCCGGGAUCAAGCCGCCCAUCUGCAUGAAGUUCCUGGCGCGCCGCACCAACGUCAAGGUCGACGCGUUCAUCCGCUCGCUCCCAACCUAG